Pistacia vera is the source of this 2300-nucleotide messenger RNA. Its product is annotated as probable sulfate transporter 3.5. The coding region runs from base 71 to 2002 and encodes 643 amino acids. The record is from RefSeq and is a predicted model, not a curated record. Gene Ontology annotation, biological process: transmembrane transport. Gene Ontology annotation, cellular component: membrane. Lineage: Eukaryota; Viridiplantae; Streptophyta; Magnoliopsida; Sapindales; Anacardiaceae. The transcript is spliced from 12 exons. Gene Ontology annotation, molecular function: secondary active sulfate transmembrane transporter activity.
CCGCUCUUUGAAAUUCUUUAGGGAGCCUCCCAAUUGAAUGAUAUUCCCUACUCCCAGUCAUAUUUAAUUAAUGGCAGUGACGAGUUCAACCCACAAGGUGAAUUUCGGUGACCCUAGAAAGUUUGUGACUACGUUUAAAUCUAAAUGCAAAGAAACCCUCUUCCCAGAUGAUCCAUUCGCACAGUUUAAAAAUGAAAAACCAAGUCUCAGAGCCAGGAAAGCUCUACAGUACUUCAUUCCAAUCUUCGAAUGGAUAUCUACAUAUGAUUUCAAAAUGUUCAGGUAUGAUGUCCUCGCCGGCAUUACCAUUACCAGCCUUGCCAUCCCUCAAGGGAUCAGCUACGCGAAACUCGCCGACCUUCCUCCGAUCAUCGGCCUCUAUUCGAGCUUUGUUCCGCCCCUUAUAUAUGCCAUUUUCGGGAGCUCAAAGCACCUUGCAGUGGGAACGGUAGCAGCAUGCUCGCUGCUUAUAUCUGAAACAAUUGAACGAAAGGUAACAGCUAAAGAUGAUCCUACCUUGUACCUUCACUUGGUUUUCACAGCAACCUUCUUCACGGGCAUUUUGCAGACAGCUUUAGGUUUCCUAAGGCUUGGGAUCAUAGUAGAUUUCUUAUCACAUUCCACCAUCACUGGUUUCAUGGGAGGCACUGCUAUAAUUAUCUGCUUGCAGCAAUUGAAAGGCCUCCUUGGCAUGAAAACUUUUACUCAUAAGACCGAUGUGAUUAGCGUCUUGCAUGCAGUCUUCAAAUAUAGAAAGGAGUGGAAGUGGGAGUGCGCUGUUGUAGGUAUAAUCUUCCUAGCUUUCCUCCAAUUCACAAGGUUCCUGAGGCAAAGAAAUCCAAAACUAUUUUGGGUAUCAGCAAUCGCUCCUAUUAUCACUGUCAUAGUUGGCUGUCUUUUCGCUUAUUUGGCAAAGGCCGAGAGUUUUGGAAUCCAAAUUGUGGGUAAUCUGAAAAGAGGGUUGAAUCCUUCUUCCCUUCACUUGUUAAACUUUGACCCUGAGUAUCUGCCCUUUACUUUGAAAGCUGGGAUCAUUACAGGGUUUGUGGCCUUGGCGGAAGGAAUAGCAAUAGGAAGAAGCUUUGCCAUUAUGAAAAAUGAGCAAAUUGAUGGGAAUAAGGAGAUGGUAGCUUUCGGUCUCAUGAACAUUAUUGGUUCGUUCACUUCAUGCUACUUGACGACUGGACCAUUUUCGAAGACGGCUGUGAAUUUCAAUUCGGGCUGUAAGACUGCAAUGUCAAACAUUGUAAUGGCAAUAUUCAUGAUGCUUGUACUCCUGUUCUUGGCUCCUGUCUUUAGUUAUACUCCUCUUGUUGCUCUUUCCGCCAUUAUCAUGUCCGCAAUGCUUGGACUUAUUGACUAUGAUGAGGCUAUUCACCUUUUUAAAGUUGACAAGCUAGAUUUCUGCAUUUGCAUGGUUUGCUUCUUUGGUGUCACCUUUAUAUCCAUGGAUGUUGGCCUCAUGCUAUCCGUCGGGCUAGCUCUUCUCAGGGCACUUUUAUAUGUGGCUAGGCCAGCUACUUGCAAGCUUGGAAAAAUUCCAGACUCGGAACUAUACAGAGACACUGAGCAGUAUCCUGGUUCAAUCCUGAUUUCAGGGAUCCUAGUUCUACAAUUGGGUUCCCCUAUUUACUUUGCAAACUGCAAUUACUUAAGAGAGAGGAUUUUGAGAUGGAUUCGGGACGAAGAGAAACUGUCUGAUUCAGGAUCGAAUACCAUUGAGCAUGUGUUGCUAGAUUUGUCAGGAGUUUCGUCCAUAGACAUGACAGGCAUUUCAUCCCUCUCUGAAAUAAACAGAAUUCUUGAAGCAAAGCGUAUAAAGAUUUCGCUAAUAAAUCCAAGGAUUGAUGUAAUGGAAAAAAUGAUAUUGUCAAAGUUCACAGACAUCAUUGGGAAAGAACGUUUUUUCUUGUCUAUUGAAGAUGCAGUUGAGGCAUGUCGGUUUUCACUUCAAAGAGAUCAGAAACCGGACCCAUUACCGGAUAUAUCUGCUGCUAGUUAAGGGUUAGUGUUGUGGUAGUGAUAGUGGUGAAUAAAUGGAUCAGGCCAGGUGUUGCCCAUAGCCCUGGAAUUAGAGGUCCAAUUUAUUAGGAUAUUGUAAAGAGUAAUAAAAUACUGGAGUUGCAUAUAAUUUCAACGUCUAGGACUUCAGCAAGUAAGUUUGGUGUUUAUGUACCUAGUUAGGCCCAAAUAGCAUAGUUUUUGGUGCAAACUCGUUUGUGAUCUGCACCAAAACUCUUCCAUCCUGGGUCACUAUUUUGUUUUGCAAUAAAUAAAAUACUGUUAGAAAGUUUUGAUCA